Archocentrus centrarchus (flier cichlid) is the source of this 954-nucleotide messenger RNA. It is a transcript of the gene pxmp2, whose product is annotated as peroxisomal membrane protein 2. NCBI's taxonomy places the organism in Eukaryota, Metazoa, Chordata, Actinopteri, Cichliformes, Cichlidae. The record is from RefSeq and is a predicted model, not a curated record. Gene Ontology annotation, cellular component: cytoplasm; peroxisomal membrane. The transcript is spliced from 5 exons. Bases 81 to 665 code for a protein of 194 amino acids.
CAGUGACGCAAUGACGUCAACAGGAAGAGUGUCGGGGUCUCUCUUGUAGUGCAGAUGUUCGCACAGGUAGAAAAGUGACGAUGCCUGUGCAAAGUCGAUCCGUGCGGGACUCCUCUGUACAUUUCAGGUUACUCCAGCAGUAUCUGGUUCUCCUGAAGAAAUACCCAAUCCUGACUAAAUCUGUUACCAGUGGCAUCCUCUCAGCUUUAGGAAACCUUCUGUCUCAGUUUGUGGAGGCAAGAAAAAAAGCCCAGAAGGGAGCCCCUGUCAGUAAUAUCGAUGCAGCUGGAGCUACACGCUAUGCCAUUUAUGGGUUGUUUAUUACAGGACCCGUGAGCCAUUUAUUUUACCAGCUGAUGGAAGUGUGGAUUCCCACCAAAGACCCCUUUUGUAUAGUCAAACGUCUGCUGCUGGACCGGCUUAUCUUUGCCCCAGGCUUUCUGCUCCUUUUCUACUUUGUAAUGAACAUCCUGGAGGCUAAAGGAUGGAAUGAUUUUGAAAAGAAGAUGAGAAGAAGUUAUUGGACUGCUUUGAAGAUGAAUUGGAAAGUUUGGACCCCUUUCCAGUUCAUAAAUAUCAACUUUGUGCCUGUUCAGUUCCGGGUGCUUUUUGCCAACAUGAUCGCCUUAUUUUGGUAUGCCUACCUGGCAUCUGUGAGGAAAUGAUGCCAUCAAGAUGUCUCCAGAGAAGACACGUCUUCAGGAAACAGCCCUGGCAUGUUUGUAAAUGCCAGAAAACUGAGAUAAUAUAACAGACUCUUAAGUUUGCUACUUUAAAUCUGUGCCUAAUCUGGUCAGCCAUUUUCAAAUACAGAAGCUCUUGUGAUUAAUGCAAUGGACUGAAGCCUUUACAUCAUGCUGCUGUAACACUUUAAACGCUUGACUGGAAAUUUAUGUUUUCUAACAGUGUAACAUCUAAUUCAAAUAAUCUAAUUAAAGGAAUUUCUUUAUAUGA